AUUCAGCCUUAGUACUGCUCAAUGUCAAUAGGCAACUAAACAGAGCUCGCUAUAGUGUGUACAUUUAGUUAUUAAGAGUAAGAUAUUUGGAGGGGAAAACAUAUCAGCUGAACACCCGAGCACGGCAUGCAGAAGUUCACUGGGAAUCAUGGAGCACGUACGAGGUUAUUACGUCGACUGGAGGAUGCUGCGAGAUGUGAAAAGAAGACAGAUGGCGUAUGAGUAUGCAGACACAAGACUGCGGAUCAACGCCAUCAGAAAGAACACACUUUUACCUAAAGAGUUACAGGAGGUAGCUGAUAAAGAAAUCGCGGCAUUGCCCCGAGACAGCUGCCCGGUGCGUAUCCGCAACCGAUGUGUGGUUACGUCGCGACCCCGUGGAGUGAAACGCAGGUGGCGUCUGAGCCGCAUCGUCUUCAGACACCUAGCAGACCAUAGCCAGAUGUCAGGCAUACAGAGAGCGAUGUGGUGAAAAUGUCACGGUGAACAAUUCAGUGUCGAUGACUUGUGGCUUCAGUAUGGAGAAGCCAGAGAUCAAAGUGUUCACAAUCCCAGCAGAAACGUAUCAUCCACGUGUGCACAUGAAUUGCUGUUUUUGAAGAUAUUGUCCUGUAAAGUGUGUUAGUAAUCUGGGAAAUAUUUUGUUGCUCUGAGCAUAAUAAAACCUAUUCUGUAUGAUUCUA
Molecule: messenger RNA, 683 nt
Organism: Ictalurus punctatus (channel catfish)
Lineage: Eukaryota; Metazoa; Chordata; Actinopteri; Siluriformes; Ictaluridae
Gene: mrps14
Product: mitochondrial ribosomal protein S14
Exons: 3
Coding region: 149-472 (107 amino acids)
Biological process (GO): translation
Cellular component (GO): mitochondrial small ribosomal subunit; ribosome
Molecular function (GO): structural constituent of ribosome
Source: RefSeq, a predicted model, not a curated record